AUAUUUAUAGGACCGUUUACAGAGCAGCCAAACACAACCCAAAGACUUCUCACUGCUAGUAAACUCCCUCAAAGCCUGCCCUCUCUCUCUCCCUCACCCUCUUUUAGCUUUCUCUCUGUUUAAAGAUACGCUCUGUUCUCUCUUUCUCUCUCUCUCUCUCUCUGUUUCUUUCUCUCUCAGUCAACUCCGCCAAUGAAGCAGACCAGACUCCAACCCACCCCCCAUUACGAAAAAAAUCACUCCUUUAGAUGACGAAACUACCCUUCUCCGCCACCGUCGCCGACACGGUCACCGUUGUUAUACUGGUCAUCCUCGCCGUGACACCCUCGGCCCAUGCUCUCGGCUCCGGAGCCACUCUCGCCGUCAGCUUCGGCUCCGGCACCGUCUGCGGCAUCGUCGCCUCGCAGCCCACGCGGCGCAUCGAAUGCUAUCGACGCGGCCAAACCUUCGCCGUCGAUCCCAACAUCAAUUUCUCCUCCAUUACUGGAGGCCGGAACUUCUUCUGCGGCCUCCGCUCCGGUGGAUACACCUUCCUCUGCUGGGACACCAACGACUUUUCCAGCACCAACUUCGCCCCUAAGCGGGUUUACUUCAACGACACUGUUCGAUUAGAGAACCUCUCGGUUGGUGACGACCAGGUCUGCGCCACGGUGGUUGGUACAGGCUCGGUAAAUUGCUGGAGAGUUAAGGAUCCAUUAUCUAGGUCCGAUGGGUUUAAGUCAAUCUCAUCUGGGUUUGGAUUCUCUUGUGGUAUUUUGGCGAACAGUGGGCAGGUUCGGUGUUGGGGAAGCAAUACUGAGCUUGGGAAACAGAUACAGACAGGGUUUGGGAACAUGUCGAUGAUGAGUAUUGUAGCGGGUGGCUCACACGUUUGCGGACUGAAUUCAACUGGGUUUGUGGUUUGCAGAGGGAACAACGAUUCUGGGCAGUUGGAUUUGCCUUCUAACUCGGCGUCGGAGUUCUCAACGUUGGCGCUUGGGGCGAACCAUAGUUGUGGGAUUAGGCGAAAUGGAUCGGUGGCGUGUUGGGGUGGCGGAGGAGAGUAUUCGGUGAAUGUGACACGAGGGGUUUCCUUUGAAACGAUUGUGUCGGGAUCGAAUUUUACUUGUGGAUUAACGUCGUCGAAUUUUUAUGUUAUAUGUUGGGGACCUGGGUGGCCUAAUUCAGGGGGUGAGUCUCUAUUGCCUCCGAUUCUUCCAGGGCCUUGUAAUGAUCAAUCUUGUAGCGAGUGUGGUGUGUAUCCACAAUCACAGAGUCUCUGUUCUGGUUUUGGGAAUAUUUGCAAGCCUUGUUUUACUCCAGUUCCAUCGCCGCCGCCGCCACCACCACCACCACCACCACCAACACCAGGGCCAACAGGUUCACCCCGAUCAUCUACAUCCAGGGGUUUGAGAAGGGGUUUAUUGGCGUUUUGCAUUGUGGGAUCCGUUGGAGCUUUUGCGGGUAUUUGCACAAUAAUCUACUGCUUGUGGACUGGUGUUUGUUUUGGGAAGAAGAAAGUGCACAAUUCAGUGCAGCCCACAAUCACCAGAGCUGCCAGUUCUAACAAUGGCAUAACGUCGAACAAUAGCCCGCCUUCGAGAUCGUCCACCAUUAGGCGCCAGGGCUCGAGACUUAUGAGGCGGCAGAGGAGUGGAACCUCGUCCAAGCACGGAGACAGGGCCGAGGAAUUUUCACUAGCUGAGCUUGCAGCUGCCACCAACAAUUUCUCCCCAGAGAACAAGCUUGGUGCUGGAAGCUUUGGUGUUGUAUACAGGGGAAAAUUACCAGAUGGCCACGAGGUUGCUAUCAAAAGGGGUGAAACAGGUCCAAAGAUGAAGAAAUUUCAAGAGAAAGAGAGCGCAUUUGAUUCAGAACUGGCUUUCUUGUCCCGCCUUCAUCACAAACACUUGGUUAGGCUGGUUGGGUUUUGCGAGGAGAAGGAUGAAAGGCUCCUGGUUUAUGAGUACAUGAAGAAUGGCGCUCUUUAUGAUCAUUUACAUGACAAGAACAACGUGGAAAAGAGCAGUAGUCUUUUGAAUUCUUGGAAAAUGAGGAUCAAAAUCGCGUUAGAUGCUGCCCGAGGGAUUGAAUAUCUUCACAAUUAUGCAGUCCCGCCCAUAAUUCACAGAGACAUCAAGUCCUCUAACAUAUUACUCGAUGCAAAUUGGACGGCAAGAGUAUCCGACUUCGGAUUGUCGUUAAUGGGGCCGGAAUCCAAUCAGGAGUAUAGACCGACGAAAGCAGCCGGAACAGUUGGGUACAUUGAUCCAGAGUACUAUGGUCUAAAUUUGUUAACAGCAAAGAGUGAUGUUUAUGGGCUUGGAGUAGUACUAUUGGAACUUUUGACAGGGAAGAGAGCAAUAUUCAAGAGCGGCGAAAGUGGAGGAACACCCAUAAGCGUGGUGGAUUUUGCGGUGCCGGCCAUUAUGGCCGGAGAAUUGGUAAAGAUCCUGGACUCCAGGGUUGGGCCGCCGGAGAUGAACGAAGUCGAGGCAGUGGAGCUGAUGGCCUAUUCUGCAAUGCAUUGUGUGCAUUUGGAAGGGAGGGAGAGGCUAACCAUGGCUGACAUUGUGGCCAAUUUGGACCGGGCAUUGUCUAUCUUUGAUGAUAGUCAUGGCAGCAUCUCGAGUGGUAUAAUCUCCAUUGCUUCAGAAUAAAAUUCCGAACCAGGAAAAAAGCAAAACAGAUUUUUUUUCUUCUUCUUCAAUUUUCACUGAUUUUUUUUUCUUUUCUUUUUGGAUAAUCAUAUUGGGUAUAAUUGUUGUUUGUAAAGUUUAGGAGUUUCAUCUAACAUUGCUGUAGUGUAGGAUUUUGUGAACACUGACAGCCAGGAGGAAGUAUUGCAUGAUUCAUUUCCAAGCAAAAAGAGCUUUCUUUUUCCUCUUUC
Molecule: messenger RNA, 2869 nt
Organism: Alnus glutinosa
Lineage: Eukaryota; Viridiplantae; Streptophyta; Magnoliopsida; Fagales; Betulaceae
Product: putative serine/threonine-protein kinase-like protein CCR3
Exons: 1
Coding region: 249-2639 (796 amino acids)
Biological process (GO): protein phosphorylation
Molecular function (GO): ATP binding; protein serine/threonine kinase activity
Source: RefSeq, a predicted model, not a curated record